AUGUAAUUAUUAUACAUAAAGAAGACGGGAAAGUUUAAAGAUUUGAUCUAAUAAUAGAAAGCACAGAUUUAAGAUAAAUAAAAGUCUUUGCAACAAAGACUUGACUCAAUAGGACAGUUAAAGACCACAAAAAUUCAAGACUCGAAGCAAAUUAACUAAUCCUAUACCAUAUUUAGAUAAGGGAGUAUCAAAUAACUGAGUUUGCCUAAGUUGAUGAAAAGAAUCUAUUCUGAUAAGAGACUUAAAGAUAACUGUCAGCAAUAACAAAAAAGUGAAGAUAUCAUACAACAGAGCAUUAGCAAGGAUAUAAAGAGUCCAAUUAAAUUCAUAAAUAUUAACAAUACUUAUGAUUAAAAGUCAAGGUUAGCUGUAAUAGCAUCGACAGAUCGAUUUUAGACAGAGAGUAAUGAAAGGAAGGAAUUCAUGAAUUAUACAUUUGGAGCGUAGUUUAGAAUAAGAGGAACGAAUACAUCCAAUAUCAAUAAUAAUAAAUCUUCUAUAAGUUAAAAGAGAUCUGCAUCUUAAACUAGUAGGAUUAUGACCACUACUCAACUAAGAGUUGUUAACAAAAUUUUUUCAUGA
Molecule: messenger RNA, 582 nt
Organism: Paramecium tetraurelia
Lineage: Eukaryota; Ciliophora; Oligohymenophorea; Peniculida; Parameciidae
Exons: 1
Source: RefSeq, a predicted model, not a curated record